Molecule: messenger RNA, 2096 nt
Organism: Catharus ustulatus (Swainson's thrush)
Lineage: Eukaryota; Metazoa; Chordata; Aves; Passeriformes; Turdidae
Product: zinc finger protein 768-like
Exons: 4
Coding region: 1-1707 (568 amino acids)
Cellular component (GO): nucleus
Source: RefSeq, a predicted model, not a curated record
AUGGCCCGGUGGGGCCGCGCUCAGGUACCGGCGGGACCCCCCGGCACCGCCACCCCCGGACCCCCGGCGGGACCCCGGGCCCGGCCGCUCCUCACCGCCCUCUUCCCCCCGCAGCAGGACCCCGAGUGGGCGCCCGAGGCCUGGCAGGGCGCGGGCCCCGAUCCUGGCGCGGGCCCCGGCGGGGCGGCCCCGGCGGGGCUGUCGCUGCGGGCGGUGGCGGCGGCGGAGCGGCGGCUGGAGCGGAGCGUGGAGGCGGCGGAGCGGCGGCUGGAGCGGCUGGAGCGGCGCGUGGCGGGGCUGGAGCGCACGGUGCGGGCCGGCGGGGCCCGGCUGGCCGCGCUCCUCAGGGACAACUCCCGCCGCCUCCGCCGCAUCCAGCGCCAGCUCCGCCGCUGCCGCUGCGGGGGCACCGGCACCGGCACCGGCACCGGCCGGCAGCGGACACAGGUGCCAGCGGCAGGCGAGGGUGAGGCGGGCACUCUGCCGGAGCAGGAGCUGGGGAGCGCGGACAGCCGGGAGCUCCGUGGGAUCGCCAGGAAGGGGAAUUACGAGGCCAUGGUCCCUCUUGGGUCUGAGGAUGCUGGUUCCAAACCUGCACUGCUGCCACUAGCCGAGGACAGGGAGGAUCCAGGGAGCCCUGGGCUGCCGGAGAAGGGAGCGGUGCCAGGACAGCUUGGUGACAGUGAGAUGGUUGUGAUCAAGACAGAAGAGCAGCAGCCGCAGGAGGACGGAGCUGAGCUCCUGGCACUGCCGAUGGUGCCCGCGGUCAGGCUGGACGAGGAGGUUCCCCUCAGCCAGGAGCAGCCGGUUUCCUGGGAGAGCCACGGCGUGGCCGGGCCGAAGGCUGCCGGAGCAGGCUUGGGGGAAUUCUGCCUGGGGGAAUUCAAGCCGGUGGUGGUGCCGGUGGAGGCUCACCCUGCCCCGGGCCUGCCCUUCCCCACGGAGCACGCGCUGGGCGUGGGCACGGAGCAGCCAUUCGCCCUCGCCCAGGGAAUGCCGCUGGGAGAAGAUCCCGCGGCCGAGGUGGCGUCGCCGCAGCCCGGCUGGGAGCAGCAGAGUCUCCAGGACGACCCUGGGGCGCUGCCGCCGGGCUGGAAAAGCGUCCGGCUGACACGGAACCUCCUGGCACGGCAGCAGAGCCGGGCGAGGAAGAGCAACGGCUCCUUCAUCUGCACGUCCUGCGGGAAGAGCCUGGCCCACCACGCCGCGCUGCUGCGGCACCAGCGCCUGCACACGGGCGAGCGGCCCUUCCAGUGCCCGGCCUGCGGCAAGAGCUUCAACGAGAAGUCCAACCUCAACAAGCACUACCGGAUCCACACCGGGGAGCGGCCGUACCGCUGCCCCGCCUGCGGCAAGGGCUUCGUGCAGAAGCACCACCUGCAGAAGCACCAGCGCAUCCAUGGGCCGCAGCUCCGCAGCGCGUGGCCGGGCCGGCCGGCGAGGGCCGGCGCCACCGGGGAGCGGCUCUACCGCUGCAUCGAGUGCGCCGAGAGCUUCCCCCAGAAAACAUCGCUGGAGGAGCACCAGCGCCGGCACACCCAGCAGCGCCCCUUCCAGUGCCACGGCUGCACCAAGAGCUUCCGGCACCGGCAAUCGCUGAACCACCACCAGAAGGUGCACGCCGUGGCCACCUCUCCGGCCGGCAGCUUGCCGGGACACGAGCCCGAGCUGGAGCCCUGCGAGGCUCUGAGCCAGGAUAAUCGGUAGCCAGAGGGCUGGAGAGGGGAAGGGACAGUGGUUCUUCAGCGUGUGACACACCGGGCAGCUGGGACUUGUGGAAGCACCGGGAGUUUGUCCAUGAUGCUGUGGGAUUUGUGGCACCACCUGGGUCUCAGGAGGAGGAGCAGGAGGAGCAGGGAGCUGCUGUGCUGUGCCGGCGGGGAAGGGCCCAGGGUGGGAUGGGAUGGCCACGAGGCAGCAGAGGAGGGGAGGCUCAGUGGCUGAGCCGAGCCGGGUGGUGUCGCUGCCCCAUGGAUUCAGCACAGGAGCGGCUGUGUCAGAUCCCAGGGUGGAACUCGGGUUGUUUGAACACCACCACUUGCAGGGAGUGGUCAGUGGCCUGGGGGCAGCUGAUAGCCCUGAGAGGCUGUGGGGGC